AGAAGAAGAAGUUGCGACACCGGAAGUUGUCGCAGCAGCCAUGAAGAUACCUCAGGUGACAGAAGACAGCUCUGCAAACUCGGAAAUAACAAUGGAUGAUGUCAAGAACCUCGUUAAGAAGAAAGAUGACAUAGAGGAGCAGAUACAAGCCUAUUACGACGUCUUAGAAGACCAAGGUGUCGGGGUUGAAGGUCCGCUGGUCGACGCGGAGGGCUUCCCCCGAGGAGAUGUCAACGUGUACCAGAUCCGGACAGCGAGACACAAUAUUUCAUGCCUACAGAAUGAUCACAAGGCCUUAAUGGCAGAGAUAGAAGAAGCCCUGCAUAAGCUGCAUGCUCGUGAGAAAGCCAAGCGGGAACAGGAUGAGGCAGAGGCCCACGUGGAGGCAAUGGAGCAGGAGGUCACCCUGCCGCCACCAUUCGCACAGGUGGAUGCUGUGACACAAGGCUCACCUGCCUGUGGAGCUGGGCUCAGAGUUGGCGACGAAGUCAUUGAGUUUGGUUCAGUGAACGCAGAGAACUUUCAGAACCUCCAGAACAUCGCUGCUGUGGUACAACACAGUGAAGGGAAACCAUUACGUGUCGCAGUCAUUCGGGAUGGCCACAAAGUUCAGAUGAGCCUGACUCCACAGCGAUGGUCUGGCAGAGGUCUAUUGGGAUGCAACAUUGUUCCUAUCCAUCGGUGAUCACCAUGAAAGUGCAUAAUGUUAAUUGUGAAAUCCUGUCCGCCACUUAAGUUACCCCUGGAUGGUUUCAAACUGAAUAUGUACAUACCAAACAAAUUUCCAUCUGUUUAAUUUUUCAUCUUAACCACAACUUGACAUUAUUUCCUUCAUACAAGGACAGCUUUCAGAGUGGGAAAUAGCCAAAUAAAGAAGUCUAACAAAAAGUG
This is a messenger RNA of Scophthalmus maximus (turbot), 891 nucleotides long. It is a transcript of the gene psmd9, whose product is annotated as proteasome 26S subunit, non-ATPase 9. Gene Ontology annotation, molecular function: protein binding. The coding region runs from base 41 to 685 and encodes 214 amino acids. The record is from RefSeq and is a predicted model, not a curated record. Gene Ontology annotation, biological process: proteasome regulatory particle assembly. The transcript is spliced from 6 exons. Lineage: Eukaryota; Metazoa; Chordata; Actinopteri; Pleuronectiformes; Scophthalmidae. Gene Ontology annotation, cellular component: cytoplasm; nucleus.